Messenger RNA from Ochlerotatus camptorhynchus, 3403 nucleotides. RefSeq names its product omega (gene ome). The transcript has 6 exons. Bases 401 to 2809 code for a protein of 802 amino acids. The record is from RefSeq and is a predicted model, not a curated record. Gene Ontology annotation, molecular function: dipeptidyl-peptidase activity; serine-type peptidase activity. Gene Ontology annotation, biological process: proteolysis. NCBI's taxonomy places the organism in Eukaryota, Metazoa, Arthropoda, Insecta, Diptera, Culicidae. Gene Ontology annotation, cellular component: plasma membrane.
UUAGUAGCAGCAGUCAGCGGUAGGCAGCAGCAGGUACAGAGUGCUGAAAUUCCACGUGCUCAACGCUGAUGACAGAGCCUUGGGGCAGCAGUUUGUUAUUUGUUCGUUAUUAGAAAGAACACUUGUGAACAAGAAAGCGAUGUCGUUGGAUUGUUUUACAUACUACCACUUUUUGCAUUGCAUUUUGUAGCAGUUGGCAGCAACAACAACAACAACAACAACCAGGAGUGAUAAACGAGUGUAAGGAUGUUGUGUUGAAGUGGUGCUCCGGGUGAGAUGUGAAAAAUUGCAUUUGGGAAGACAAUUGCACCGAAACCGAGAACGAUAGUGAGUGCAAGAUAACCGGUUUUGUUUGAAAGAUCUAUAGAAAGUGUGUCCAAGGAAGAAAUCCUGCAUCAGGAUGGCUGCCUCUACAGGAAAUUCCAUUGAGAUUGGCCAGUCAGAACAGGAGCUGGUAGGUUCAAAGAAACGAAACACCAAGAAAUAUCUACUGCUAGCUGGUGGAGCGGCAAUAGUGCUGGCCGUGGUGAUUACACUCGUAGUAGUGCUAACCGGAGACGAUGAUGCAAGCAAGAAUGGCGAUAACAGUCCGAUAGUGUCCAGUGGAAAUCCGAUUACGUUGGAGGAUUUCCUGACCGGUAAACUGUCGGCACGUAGUUUCACCGGUUCGUGGUCUCCAAGCGGGAAGGUGAUAUCGCGUGAUGAUAUAGGACGGGUGCUGGCAUACGAUCCGGUAACCAACGAGACCAAGACACUAUUGGAUGAGUCGCAUGAAAUACUACUGCAGGGAUUCAAGUUUGAUCUGUCGGCUGAUGAGCGGUACCUAUUGGUGGCUCGAGGGUACAGCAAGAUCUUCCGGCAUAGCUUCCUGGCGGUGUAUGACAUUGUGGAUCUGCAGCAGAAUAAAGUCAUUCCGCUCAAUAUCAAUGGCGAGAGAAGAGCACUCAACGUGGUGGAAUGGAGUCCAGUGGGCAACUCGUUCGUCUUCGUAUUCCUGAACAAUCUCUACUACAAGGCAUCACCCGACGCCAAAGAGGUUCAGAUAACAACCGAUGGUGAAGCUAGCACCUACAAUGGUAUCCCGGAUUGGGUCUACGAAGAGGAAGUUUUCUCCACGAACCUUGCCACAUGGUUUUCUCCAGAUGGUCAAAAGAUUGCAUUUAUUAGGUUUAACGAUACCAAUACGAGACUGAUGAAGAUACCCAUCUACGGACCACCUGGGCAUCCGGAGUUCCAAUAUCCACACGAGCUGGCUUUGCACUAUCCAAAAGCUGGAACGCCCAACCCCACUGUAAAUCUUUAUCAGGUGAAUAUAGCCAAUCCAACGGUCAAGGUUGAAAUUAUGCCUCCAGCUGCAUUGGUGACACCGGAUAUGGAUCACAUCAUUACGUCCGUCGGUUGGGCCAAUAACGGUCGAUUGGUCUCGAUCUGGAAGAAUCGCGUCCAAAAUCACGCGAUCAUUAAGUCGUGCGAUGAAAACCACAACUGCGGAGAAGUUCAUGAAAUCCGUGCUGACGGAGGAUGGUUGGAACUGUUCAGCGCCCCAGUGUUCAACAAGGAUGGAUCUCAGUUUGUGAUAAUAAGUUCACAAAAUCAGACUGAUGCCGGAGGCUAUCACCAUAUUACCAUGAUCUCAACUCAGACUAGAAGUACCAUGGCAUUCACCAGUGGCAAGUACGUCGUUCAGGAAAUUCUGAUGUGGGAGCCGGAGACCAACCUGAUAUUCUUCGCUGCUAAUACGGAGGAAGACUCGCAUGUGAUGCAUAUAUUUGCAGUGCAGGGACAUGCUGAUGCUAAACCGAUGUGUUUGACGUGUACGGUAGGAUCGAGUCCGAAGCAGUCAUACUUCAAUGCACAGAUGAGCAAAAAGGGUAACUACAUUGUCCUGGAAGCGAAGGGUCCGGGUGUACCUUGGGCGGAGAUGUUUGAGUGGAGUUUUGCGAAAGAUGCUGUCACUUUGAAACCAGUUAAAACAUUGGAAACAAACAGUGAUCUCCGUGCUCGCUUGGAAGACAAAUCACUUCCAACCGUUGAGUACCAUGAAAUCGACUUGGAUAAUGGAUUCACUUCCAAGGUGAUGCUGCUAAUUCCACCUGGUGCCGAUCGAAGUGGUAAGGUUAAAUAUCCGCUAUUGGUGGACGUUUACGGAGGACCAAAUUCAUACUCGGUAAUCAGUUCCUGGUCGAUUGGUUGGGGUCAUCACAUGAGUUCGAACCGUUCGGUGAUCUACGCUAAGAUCGAUGGUCGAGGAUCGGGUCUGCGAGGUGAUAAACUACUGUUCCAGAUCUAUCGUAACUUGGGAACGGUUGAAAUUGAAGAUCAGAUCACGACGGCGAAGAAGCUGUCGGAAAAGUUGCCGUUUAUUGAUCCCGCCCGGGCUGCAAUCUGGGGUUGGAGCUACGGAGGUUACGCGUCGGCGAUGGCCCUGGCAAAGGAUACUCAAAACGUGUUCAAAUGCGCCGUUUCCGUGGCACCCGUUACCGAUUGGACUUUCUACGAUUCCAUCUACACCGAGCGAUACAUGGGACUGCCGACGUCCACGGACAACAAGCCAGGCUACGAACAGUCACGGUUGACGGCAUUGUAUGAGAAGUUCCGGAAUCGAAAAUACAUGUUGAUCCACGGAACCUUCGACGACAAUGUUCACUUCCAGCAAGCUAUGCAGCUAACAAGAGCCUUGGAAACCCAUGAUAUUAUGUUCAAACAAGUGAGCUACCCAGACGAGGAUCACAGCCUUGCCGGAGUACGACCACAUCUUUAUCACACUCUGGGCCGAUUCUUUAGCGAGUGUUGUGACCUGCGAGACUAGCACGGACUUCUGGUCGAAGACGGCGAGCAGCAUACGUACUUCAUACCGAUGGGAAAUGAUUCGUUCGUCCCGAAUGACUUAUCCAGCCCCCUGCAGGAGAUUCUGCUGCAGCAAGCCAGCAACAAUGGCAGCAUGUCCGUCUUGUAAAUAGUAUAAAUAGAAGUCCCAUCGUACAUACCUAGCUGGCUGUAAAUAAGAGGGUUUGGUUCUUAUUCCGAUUGGAAUUAAAUGUUCUCUAGCAAACCCAUGGUGUGUACAUAAGAGCUAUCAGGAUAGUGUUUGUGAUACACGAUCUUCAACCAAUUUUUACAGCACAUGAAACAGAAAGCCACGUAAUAAGCCAAGUUUUAGAUUACAAAAAGACUAGUCAGUAUUCAGAAAAAAAUGACCUGUAAAGUUUUCCAUAUUUUGUUUCCUGCUAUAUACAGUUACGGAUGAUAAGCUAUAGUGUUUCUGUUUUUAAUCAAAUUUGGAUGUUCUUUGGAGUGGAGUUAAGAAUGAAUGUUUUACUACUAGAAUGAGCUGUGUUAAAUGAUAGGUCACCAAUUGUAGCAUGUUAUUUAAAUGUUGAUAAAUAAACAAUUUUUAUAAGUA